CAGCAAUGGCACUGAUUCUUGAAAAAGAGGGUACGAGACGUUGUGCACUUGAAGGAGGCCAGACAGAAAUAUUCACGCAAAAACGAUUUAUUGACCUGAUAAGUGAGGCCCAUUCGCAGUCGCAGGACUAUUAUCUGGCACGCGUACGGUGUGUGGGCAUGAGAAAGGACAAGGGUGUGAACGUAAGUGGUAUAUAUUUCUGCUACGAUGCAAGGCAGCUGUGCAAAUACGUAUUUGAGAUGGUAAUUGGGCCAAAGGGCCGGAAAAUACAGAUUAAGAAUUUCAAGGACCCGAUUUACAAACGAACUAUUACAGAACUGAGCUUUUUCAGGCUCUGCUAUGAUUCCGAAACACCCUUAAAGGCAGAGUAUAUGGGAUCAUACAGGGAUUUUCUGGACAGCAACUGCUUCAGAACCAAAAUAUUCCACAAGGAGGAUCCUCUUGAUGCGCUGUCGGUCAGUUUCAAGUUCAACAAGAAGAAAAAAAUGCACGCUAUCAGCAGGAAAAAGAUGUUUUCUAUCUUCAUGACACUGGUUUUAAUCCUCUGUGUGGUUUCAAUUCUGGUAGUUAUCGUAGAAAAGGGUCAGUUCAAAUUAAUCGAUGAUUUGCACUUUCAAAACAAAAAAUAGUACCGAGAAGUAGCGCAUCGUCUCUUCAUU
Molecule: messenger RNA, 659 nt
Organism: Vavraia culicis subsp. floridensis
Lineage: Eukaryota; Fungi; Microsporidia; Pleistophoridae
Exons: 1
Coding region: 6-629 (207 amino acids)
Source: RefSeq, a predicted model, not a curated record